This is a messenger RNA of Setaria italica (foxtail millet), 1454 nucleotides long. RefSeq lists its product as uncharacterized. The record is from RefSeq and is a predicted model, not a curated record. Bases 169 to 1056 code for a protein of 295 amino acids. NCBI's taxonomy places the organism in Eukaryota, Viridiplantae, Streptophyta, Magnoliopsida, Poales, Poaceae. The transcript has 9 exons.
GACGUUGACCCCACCCCACUCCCAUCGCAAUUCCCAAAGCCCCAGCCCCCAAACCGGCCGUUCCCCAUCCAUCCUCUUCCCCCGGUCCCAACCCCACCGUGCUCGCCACGCCGCCCUACCGGCCUCCCACCCCACCACCCCCCAGAUCGGCGAUCCCCGGAGGCGGCGAUGGCGUCGUCGCAGGCCAACAUCGAGAAGAUGCAUCUCCGCCAGAGCUACCGCAACGUCUGGCACACCGACAUCAUGAGCACCAUGCAGGCCGACUUCCCCUACUGCUGCCUCGCGCUGUGGUGUGGACCAUGCGUGUCAUACAUGCUUCGCAAAAGGGCUCUCUAUAAUGACAUGUCAAGAUAUGUCUGUUGUGCUGGCUACAUGCCAUGCAGUGGAAGGUGUGGUGAAAGUCGGUGCCCAGAGUUCUGUCUUGCAACUGAGGUGUUUCUUUGCUUCGGCAAUUCAGUUGCGUCAACCCGCUUCUUGCUGCAAGAUGAAUUCAACAUACAGACAACUCAGUGCGAUAACUGCAUCAUUGGCUUCAUGGUCUGCCUUCAACAAGUUGCUUGCAUCUUCUCUAUAGUUGCAGCUAUUGUUGGGAGUGAGGAACUUUCAGAGGCCUCCCAGAUCCUUAACUGCCUGUCUGAUUUGGUCUACUGGACGGUUUGUGCCUGUAUGCAGACACAGCACAAAAUUGAAAUGGACAAGAGGGAUGGGAAGUUCGGUCCGCAGCCCAUGGCAGUGCCUCCGGUGCAACAAAUGUCACGCAUCGAUCCGCCUCCUGUCGGGUACGCACCACAACCGGCCGGAUACGCACCACAACCAGCCUAUGGGCAGCCUCAUGGUGGCUAUCCACCUGCUCCUGGUCAAGGUUAUCCGCCAGCUGGUUACCCUCAGGGUGGUGCAUACCCUCCUGCUCAAGGUUACCCCCAGGGCGGUGCAUACCCUCCACCUGCUCAAGGCUAUCCCCAGGGUGGUGCGUACCCACCACCUGGUUACCCACCACAAGGUUCCUACCCCCCGCCGCAAGGUUCUUACCCCCCACAGGGUUAUCCUUCCAAGUAAAGAGCACACGGAAAUUGGAGAGAUGCCUUUGCCAGGCAACCAAGAUAUUGUGAACAUGUAAACAGUAGGACUGCUGUAGCGCCAUAGGUGAUGUUGAGACACCAUCUGCAAUUGCUCUGGGUGGUAAACGGUGAACAAAAUUUCUAUUCUCUGGUGAACUCAUCAGCGACUUGUGUUGGUCAUAUUGUGUCUUGAGUAUAUCCUUCUUCGAAUAAGGAAUGUCAGUGAAUUGUGCAAGUCAAUGGAGAUUGUUGGUCGUCGGUUUUCAACAAAUUAUUGACUAUGUGAGCGAGCCUGUGUCAUGUUAAACCUGAAUGGAUGAUGUGGUUGUGAAUUCACUAUGUAUGAUAAUCCAACUUUAUGGCAGUUGAUAAUGGAGUGACGGAAUGAAAUGCUUA